CGAAUUGACGUACGCUAGCGGAAAAAACCUUUUACUUGGCAAACAACUAAAUGCCAUCGCCGAUGAUCGGACUAGUGUUAACGCGCUCGCAAAUCGAUCUCGAAGUGAUAGACUGGAUGAAAACGAUGAAUAUUUUCGCAUUAUUCACGCAGUGAAGGCUUAAUUAAAUAAUUGCAGACGUGCCACAAAGAAUUGACAAAGCAAUAAUAAUAAAAAAAUAAAUUUACAAAUAAAAACAAAAAAACCUCAAGUGAAAGUGCAAAAAGAUCUACGCCAAGAUUUCAUCAAACUCGCUGUAAUAGCAACUCCUGAAAAAUGUGCGAAUAUCGUAGGCGUAUACGCAACUUCAAUUCUGUCAAGCAACUAGUGCGCGCGCGUCAGUUUUGUGCGGCGUAUAUUGGCAAAACAUAAGCAUUAACAGCAACAACAAAAAUUUGCACUUUUACAAUAAAUUUUGUGUGAGUGUCAAGUGAUUAAUUAGCAGUUUAGAAUCUGCGUUGGGAUUUGCCGACGCCGUCGGUUGAACACAGCAACGACAGUCAAGAUGUCGACGCAGGCGAGUACUUGCAACGGCUUCUUCCAGGAGCAUGCGAAUAGCGCAUUAAAUCAAUAUUUCCAGCAGCUAAAUUCAAGUGCGGCCGCCGCAGCGAUAGGUGGCAUGAGCAGUAGCAACAACAGUGAUAGUAGUGCAAAUGAAGGCAGUGGCGGUGCGAGUGUGAGCAGUUCAUCGCUGGAGGGUAACCGUAGUAGCGUGAGCAGCAUUGAUUCAGCGAAAUCGGUGAAUAGCAGUGGAAGUGACAGGGCCACGGUGCAAUGGAAUAGUAUGCAACAGCAGGCGCAACAACAGCAACAACAUCAUCAUCAUCAGCAGCAGCAGCAACAGCAACAGCAGCAGCAGCAACAGCAACAACAGGAGCAGCAACAGCAGCAUAUGCAUCACGGCCAACAGCAGCACAGUUCACAUCAGCAGCAAGAACAACAAGUGCAGCAGCAGCAGCAGCAGCAACAACAGCAGCACAAUCAUCAUCAGCACCAGCCACAACAGCAGUCUCAUCAUCAGCAUCAACAUCACCACCAGCAACAUCAACAACAACAGCACACGCACCAACAGCACCAGCCACAACAUACGCAUGCCGCCACCCACAGUCAACUGUCGUCGCUAAGCCAAACACUCUCACAAAAUUUGGCCGCCGCCGCUGCCGCCUCAAGUGGCUCCGCCAACACCAAUCCACACUCCAUUUUCGGCACCGGUAAUUUUCAUUACAAAACCAACAACUCCUGGACAAUACCGACACUCUCUUGCUACCAGCGCCUCUAUAAUGAUAACCAACAACACUAUCACCGUCAAUUUGUCGGCAGUGGCAGUGGAGGUAGUGGUGGCAACAGUGGGGCUGGAGGCGGCGGUAAUAGCGUCGAGACGCAAUCUCUGGCACAGGUGGUUAGCAGUGGGACCGGUGGUAGCGCUGGGGGCGGCAAUGGACUUGGAAGUUGUAAUGUUGGCGUAAAUGCAAAUGCCGCCGCAGCAGCAACGGCAGCCUCUGUACAACAUGUUGCCAAUGCGGUGGCGGCCGCUGUAAUGGCCAAUGAACAACAUCAGAAUCAUUUGAAUAGCUUGAAGGCGCGCUUUCAAGCACCCGGUAAUGCAGGCAGGAAAUCUCCCUUUUUGGGGUUCAUUUGCAAAACCAACGGGAAAUCCUCAUCGAAUAACAAAGAAGUUAUCUGUGGCGAUGACAAAUACAAAGAAGAGGGUGAUCUCUGGAAUGUGGAGGCCCAAACCGCAUUCCUCGGCCCGAAUUUGUGGGAUAAAACUCUGCCGUACGAUGCCGAUCUUAAGGUAACACAAUACGCAGAUUUGGAUGAAUUCCUAUCGGAGAACAAUAUACCUGAUGGCUUGCCUGGCACCCAUUUGGGACACUCAAGUGGCUUGGGGCAUCGAUCUGAUUCGCUAGGGCAUGCAGCUGGUCUGGGACUGGGUCUGGGUCAUAUAACGACGAAACGUGAACGUUCCCCAUCGCCAUCGGAUUGCAUAAGUCCGGAAACAUUGAAUCCACCAUCGCCGGCUGAGUCAAUAUUUGACCUUUCAGGUUUCUCCUUUGCGUCAUCGGGGCGAGACUUCGAUCCACGCACCAGAGCAUUCUCCGAUGAAGAGCUCAAACCACAGCCGAUGAUCAAAAAAUCACGCAAACAGUUUGUGCCCGACGAAUUGAAGGAUGACAAAUAUUGGGCACGCCGCCGGAAGAAUAACAUUGCCGCCAAGCGAUCCCGUGACGCACGCCGCCAAAAGGAGAACCAAAUAGCGAUGCGUGCUCGAUAUUUGGAAAAGGAAAAUGCGACAUUACAUCAAGAAGUGGAACAGUUGAAACAGGAAAAUUUGGACUUGCGUGCGCGUCUCUCAAAAUUCCAAGAUGUGUAAUGUUAAGAAGUACCACCCAACUAUACUAUAUAAAUAUGUAUAUCACCUCCAAAAACACAACCACCAGUCUUAGAUGCAACCAACCAGGCAAUUUAAUAUGAAACAAAUAUAUUAAAGCAAAUCAACAGUUAUUCAUGGAGCGACAAAGGAUCUGAAGAUCAGACAUGCAUACAUAUGUAUGUACAUAUGGGCAAGCAUGAUCCUGUGUGCAGCUUACAGAAUGAAACGGAAGAAAAAACUCAUGAUACAUUUUUCACACACAAACACAUGCAAAUACACCAAGUAAAAAAACAUCCACAUAAAUUUACAGACAUUAAGGAAUUACUUGCAGCUUAUUAUUGAACCAGCGACAAAAAGGAAAUUCUUAAUUUACAUUUAAAUAAAAUAGAUAAAAAACAACUACAAAAUAAGCCUACAAAUAACGUAAAGUAACAUAAAAUAUAUGAAAAGGAAGCAACAACUACAACAAUUGGCACCCUCAAGAAGGUGUCAAGAAAGGAGGAGAAGAGUAAAAGCAAAAGAAGCAUUAAAUAUAAAAACUAAAAAUACAUUUAAACAGAAAAAAUCAAAACAAAAACAAAGUAAAAUUCCUACAGAAAUCUUAAAAUAGUGCUGACACAAAACCAACGGGGGUCAAAGCAAAACAACAGAACCACAAUAGAUAAAAAUCAAUAGAGAAGAAAAAACACAAUGUGAAGAGCAGCGCGGUGGCUGGUGACUGGGAGGCAGACGAAUCUUGCAAUAUACUCACGUUGUGCAGCAGCGGGAUAUUAGUGCGUCUACAAGAAAACAGCAACAAUAAAUAGAGAAAAAGCUCGAAGAAACUGCAAAAUUGGCUAAUAACUCGAUAAAAUAUUGGGUUUGUUCAACACUGAAAAAACAAAAACAUACAAGCAAGCACGCAUGCAUACAUAUACAAGUAUAUGUAGGUGUAUUACUAUACACACAUACAUACAUAAUUUAUAUACAAAGGAAACGCAUACACGCAAGCAUAGAAAUGAAACUAUUCAAGUUAUACAGCAUACACAUACACAUACGUAUGCGUACAAAGGCAAUUUAUGUGCGUAUGUUUAAGCAGCGAUUUAGGUAAUAAUACAUCCAUACACAUAUACAUACAUGCAUGUGUAUAUGUAAGGCGAAAAUUUCGCAAACAAAAGUUAUAUUAAAAAAUUAUUGUUAAAAACAACUGAAUGGUGAAGAAACUGCUUACGACAUUUAGACUAAACUAAUCUUAUUAUAAAAUAGUUGAAUAAAGUUACAAAUGAAAAACAAUAAAAAAACCAUGUGAAAUAUAGAAAUAAUAGCAAAAAUCAUUAAGAAAAAAAUUGCUUGUAGAUACACACACACACACACAAAUCCACACACACACACACGCACGCGCAUACAUACAGGAUCAAAAAAUGUAGUUGCAUUUAAAAUACAGCCUAAACAGAUCAAUAGGAAAAGCAAUAGUUGCACAAAGUUGUCAGCAACAUAAGCAAACAAGUUGAGUAAGCAUGCUGCUGCAACAUGUUGCGGCGAACGACAGGUUGCCGGGCAUUAAGAGCCAUAUAGACAAUGCGAAGAGCUGCCUAUUUGACUUUUAUGUGAUUUCAAAUUUGGUACGGCAAAGUAGGGCGGACAGAUCAAAAUACAAAACAGACGGAAUGCAAGACUUUUUGUAAUUCUGCCGUGACGUAAUUUUUGGAUUAGCUAUUAGUUAUGAUCGAUUUAAAGCUGCCGAAAUAGCGAACUUUUGUUAAAUAACGAAAUAAAAAGUCAGUUGAAGAAGAAAAAAUGGAACAAGAAAAUAUAAGCCAGCUGAGCUCAACAAGAGAUUCAAAUUCAGUGAGAACUCAAUAACUGCUGUGUUCUCUCAUUCUUAUUAUCAAAACAUGUGCAUUCGCCUGUACAAAGUUUUGAGCAAAUGAAGUGAAAUGAAAUGAAGCAAACUCUUUAGAAAAUGCAAAUCGAGUGGAUUUUGAAAUCAGCAUUUGAUAGGUAGCUAGAUUAAAUGGUUGACGUAUACUAGUCUGACACUCCCCAUGCAGCACUAAAGCGCAGUUUUGAUAAAAUUCUGCUUCACGUCAACCGGCAUAUAUCUAUGGUACAGCCAACCAGCGCUGUUGAUAUAAUGAUGUUGGUGUGCGCCGACGGUUGAUGGGAUUUAGGUUAGAUCACUUUCCCAGGCUGUCAAAGAUAGGAUCACCCAGAGCACACCUUAAACGUCUAGCUUCCAACUCGGGCAUUUAUAGAGAAAGUGCUCAACAGUCUCCUUCUCUGAAAGGUUCUCACAGCUUCUGCAAAUUCUUUUGCUUAAAGUUUAAUUUGUACAACAAAAACAUGCUGUAUAUUACCAGCUUUAAUAUUUCGACAAACAUUUCUGAACGAUAUGUGAGCCGCUCUUUUCUUCUAUGUACAAUAAUUAGCAAUGGAUUUUUGAAACACAAAAAAAAAAUACAAAAAGUGAAUUUCCUUUAAGUUCUUUAUACAUAUAUACAUAUUUUGAGAA
Molecule: messenger RNA, 4904 nt
Organism: Anastrepha obliqua
Lineage: Eukaryota; Metazoa; Arthropoda; Insecta; Diptera; Tephritidae
Gene: Pdp1
Product: hepatic leukemia factor
Exons: 7
Coding region: 545-2413 (622 amino acids)
Biological process (GO): regulation of transcription by RNA polymerase II
Cellular component (GO): nucleus
Molecular function (GO): DNA-binding transcription factor activity, RNA polymerase II-specific; RNA polymerase II cis-regulatory region sequence-specific DNA binding
Source: RefSeq, a predicted model, not a curated record